Molecule: messenger RNA, 2268 nt
Organism: Brenthis ino (lesser marbled fritillary)
Lineage: Eukaryota; Metazoa; Arthropoda; Insecta; Lepidoptera; Nymphalidae
Source: the annotation of a GenBank genome assembly
AUGUCUCGCAAUAAAGACAAGCAUGAGGGCGCGAGUGGGCGCACGCAUCACAUUAUGUCGGAGGCGGAGCGGGCAUCUGGCAGGCGCGGAGGCUGGACCACGCUUGAGAUAACAGGAGGUGUGCGCGCUUUGGCGCCUCAAUUAUUUCAACUCACGCAUCUGACGGCGUUGUACCUGAACGACAACUCCCUACAGAGGAUCCCCCCCGACAUCAGUCAGCUAGUGAACCUGCACACCCUCGACAUGUCCAACAAUAAGUUACGCACUUUACCUGGUGAGCUGGGAGAUCUGAUACAGCUAAGAGAACUUCACUUACACAACAACUACCUUAGAGUGUUGCCAUACGAUCUCGGGAAGUUGUUUCACCUCCAACUCUUAGGUCUUCAGGGAAAUCCACUCAGCAAGGAAAUGCUAUCCAUUUACAACGAUAACAACGGUACUGCUAAGCUGUUGACGUAUCUGCUCGAUAAUUUACAAGGUAAGUUGCCGUAUAUAUUGGUAAUAAUAAGCUACCCAUUGAAACUACCUGCUUGUUCAAGAAAAUACAAGCGCUACAAAAGUAAACAACGUUUUAAUUGCGGUGCGAUUAGGGUUGUGAAGCUUUCCGCUGCAUAUACGCCGGCGAUAGUCGCGUGUUGCGGCUCGGCACUCCCACUCGCAAGCAGCCGCGGCCGGCUCGCGCUCAUUCACUUUAGUUGUGAGCCGACUGCCGCGGCGGAUGCACGCGACGAUUUACGCGCCUCCGAUGUUAGUUUACGAUUACGACAUCGCGUCCAAACUCGGGAUUUUGCCGUGACAUUGAAUUUAUCUAUCGAAUAUGGGUUAAACGACCCCAUCUACGCAAUGAGUCCGGGCGAGCGCGCCGCUCCAGGGCGUCGCGAAGCCCCUCGCCCUCACUAUGCUGCCACCGCACCGGGAUUCCCGCCACCACCAUACUACCCGCCCUACGGUGUGCCACAUCCCAAUGCAUGGCUCGGUGCUCCCCUUAUAUCCAUGGCGAGCCGUACCCCACAACGCGAUAACCCCGUAUCCAAGCUAGCUAUGCACGCUCAGGGGGCACCCCUUAUCAUACAAAAUAGACACGAUAGAAGAAAAUAUACAACCAUACCCGAGCAACGCAAUCAUCGCCCGAUGGGGCAAAUGGAUCAUCACACGAAGGAUCGUUGCGAUGUACCAGAAAAUAAUAGGUCAAAAAAUCAACAUGAACACCAACAACAACAACAGCAACAAAAUCGAUCGUCGAGAAGUGGACGUAACAAUAAUACGGACGCAGUGAGCAUCGCUAGUGAUGAAAGCUCUGGCUCGACGAACUCUGAAACAAUGUUGCCGAGAAUUAUAAAGCCGCGAAAGCGACGUAAAAAAGAUAGAAAACCUAAUAACAUAGUACCACAUGAUUUAACGUCCGUUGCAUUGGAUCUAGGCGAAGUCGAACACUGUGCAAUUACAAAUAUGGGGUCGACAUCGCACAGCGUUUACGAAGAAUCUUACUGUAGAGAUAUAUCACUGCCAUAUCGUUUAGAUGUGAAAGUGUUAGACUACCCGGAUCCAGCACAUGAGACAUAUCGAGUGUCUGCGUUAGGAGAAGCUUUGGAGGCUACGCGAUUUGGAUUAGCAGAGGCAGCAUCCCCUUCGGAAUCUGCCGUCAGUUCGUGCCAGUGUAGAUAUUGCGAUCCUGUCGGACAAAUAUGGGACGCAGAUUCGAUAGCUCAUUUAUUGGAUGAAAAUUCCAGUGGUGAUUUUGCACCCACUAAAUUAGAAGAUUCAAUGAAAGUAGUAGGACCACUAGGCAGACGCGGUGCCGAUACGAUGUUGAGACGAAGUUGGAGUGACCCUUCAGCGCGGAUCCCUGAGAGAAAAGUCAAUAACACCGAUACACUAUCGGCACCAAAUCUUUAUUCUUUAUUCCCACCACCUCGAAGAACUACUUCUCCCGAGCCAAGAUCACCCUUGGCUUUGGAAAUAUCUUCUGAAAUUGUUACAUCUAUGAAUGGCCACCGUGAUUUGGAAAUAAAACUAUUUUCGACCUCGCCCUCGGCCUCGACCUCCGAACGUCGUUCUUUCUUUGACGAUAAAAGUGAAAGUGGCGUUAACGAUAGAUGUGCAAACACGAACACUAAGAUAAAAUUAAAUAGUGCAGUGAGCAGUGCAAAAGUUGUGUCAAGUGCAAACAAUGACCGAAAAAGUGAAAAUUUGGAUUCGGGAUGCCUAAAGGCACUUGUGGCUGGCGAAAAUUCUCGUAACAUAUGUGAUUUAGCCUUAGUUUCUGCC